AUCCUCAGAUCUGCUUGUAGCUGUAACGCACAGGCACAUCUUUCGGCUCCCCCUGCCCGGGAGAUGCGCUGGUGGCAGCCCCACAACAAGGCGCCAGGACCCAUUCAGCAGCCGGGAAGGGGGCGAUGGAGGUCGGUGUGCUGCAGAGCCCCGAUAAGCAGGCAGAUGUGGCUCGUCAGGCUGCAGGGGACGGAGCUGGGAGCAGUAAGGAAAUUGCACAAGAAAUCAGGCAGCGAUGGGCUGGGGCCGGGGGCUUGUGCAAGACAAGGGGCUUGGAUGGGACCCACAGGGGGACUGGGUCCUUGUGCUGCUUCUCCGUUUGGGGAACCGAUCCUCUGCCCGCUAGACCCCUGCACCCUCAGCAGCUAUUGAGCACAAGUAGGGCAGUGAGGGGCACGGCCUCCGAAUCAAAGCUGCCUAGACCUUACGCCACAGCUGCAAGGGAGAGAGAGGAACCGAGGAAAAAGCCCUGGCCAGACCCAGGUCCCUCGCUUUCAGCAGCCGCUAUCUGCCCUCGUGUGACACGGGAGACUGACGGGCUGACCCCGUAAAAAGCCACGAAGCCAAAGCGCUAGGGCCUUGUCUGCAAGCUGGAAGGGAGUGUACAUAGGGGCUGCCUCCUUCCCCCAGGAGAGUUGAUGGCAAGGGCAAGCUGGGGGAGGAUGGACAUGGAAAAUGCAGGAGGAGUCGGGCGCAGGCUGGUAGCAGCAGGAUCUGGUACGCGCAGGGGUCCAGGGGGAGAAAGAACUGGUCUGGCCUGCCUGCAUGGGGCGACACUGGGCCUGCACACCCACCAGUUUAGGUGGCUCCCUUUUAAAUUAAGGAAGCCUUCUACAAAGCUAUCAGUGCCACCAGGUUUUCACUAGUGCAUUUAUCUCGUCCCUUCUGACCCCCCACCCCCCAGGGAUCGUUCCCCAGCACCAGCCUGUCCUAGUCUCUGCAACCCAGGCACUCUGUACUUGUUUCUAGCUUUUCUAUUUCAAACCUGAAGUUAAAGGCUUAGAUACCACGCAUAAAGAAACCGUGCAGCAGCAAGGCAGAGGUGUCUGGUUGUGCAGCACCUUAGCACCUGGGCAGGAAGCGAGUAGAUGAGAAGCUUGGCUUUCAUUGAAAGAAAAAACCCUGGUGUUUGAUUUUGGGUGGGGGAGGCAAGCAGAAAGAACCCCCAAGGCAUCAUUUUUGGAGAGUUCGACUCAUGGCUCUUGAGCAUUUGAGGACCUGAGCGAUGAGGAAAUCCUCACCUGACCGGAGGUUCCCUAGAAGAGGCCACCCAAGGAGGUCCUGCCCACCCCACAGGGAGCCUCGCCCCCGUGAUUUCAGACCCAAUCCACACACCCCUGACUUCCCCAGGGGCGACGAGAGCCAGGGCUGGGCACCCCAUGACCAUCUGGAGCCAGCCAGAUGGGAUUAUGAGCAGGGGGAGUGCGCAGAUGAGUGGUGUUUGCCCUGUCCCCAGGACUUUGAAUGCUUCCCCUGCCCCCCAAAUGGCGAAGACUGGGGGUGGGAGCCUUAUGACGACUGGCAGCCGCACGUUUGGGAUUACCAGCACAGGAGACACGAAGACGAGUGGCACUCGAACAUGACCCCCGAUCAGCACUGCCUGAAGCCUGUCAUGCACAAUGCGUCCCUGCACCCGAUGGAGGAGUAUUGUCACAUGGGCGCACCGCUGGGAGACCAAGAGGCUGCCUGGUUUCCUCCAAGCUAUCGGGGCCGUGGCUGGAAACCUCGCCGGGGCCGGGGCCGUGGCAGCCGAGGGAAAUUCUCUUCUCAAUACCACAGCUUUCCACCCCGCAAAGAAAAGUUCAAGUCCUCCAGGCUGUCGGAUUCCUACUCCACAAAGAAUCUCAAAGUGAUCCAGCUGGAGCCCAUACAGGAGACCAGCAAGCAUCCCAGCCAGGCCAGCUCUACCACAGAAGCUGACCACCCCUCGUCUGAGGCCACUGAGCCACUUGAUCCCGUAAGGCCGGAGGAAACCGAGCUGGUCCAGCUGGGAGCCGGUCUGGAGGCUGCAGACUGUCACAGCCAGGCCUGGUCUUCUCUGGCAACUGAGCCAGUUCCAAUGGAAGAUCCCCAUUUCCUGCAGGGGGAGGAAAUCAAGCUGGUCCAGCUGGAUGUCAGCUGCCAGGCCACAGAGAAUAGCAGCCAACCUGCCUUUGAUGUGCUUCCUGAGCCCUCCACCCCACCGGAGACCACAGAGGACCUGUGUCCUGUGAAGCUAGAAGGAAUGGACGUGCAUCUCCCGCUGCAGCUGGAAGCAAGCCAUCUGGCCAUGGAUCAUCCCACCCAGGUUACGUCUGCUCUAGCUACCGAACCCCCAGCCCUGCCUGAUACCACAGAGGAUCUGCAUCUGCUGAGAAUGGAAGAGACUGAGAUGGACCAGCUGGGCACCAGUCUGGAGGCUGCCAGCUACCAGCACCAGGGCUCUGUUGCUGUGUUCACGCCGCCCCUGAGCACUGAGGACCGUCGCUCUGCAGCUAUACUGGCCAGGAAGGAAGAGAUCGAGCUGUCCUACCAGCAGUUCAGUCUUACCAUCGCAGUGGUGGCCACCAUGCUGCUGCAGAAGGAGCCCUCCAUGGAGGCGGCGAUGGGCUCGGCCCUGCGUGCCAACCUGCAGCAGAUUAGGGGCCAUUACCUGCAGGAGCUGGAGAAUUUCAUUGACAGCUACGACUCAGCCGCCACCAGCUCAUGAGACACCGCAUGGCUGGAGACACCUGUCCUUGGCUCUGGACCAGGUCAAGGGAGCGGUGCCUGCUGGAGGCUGAGGCCAGCCAGAUGCUUCUGUCAGCAGCAAUGGAGGGACCUGCUGGGGUUGUACGAGCAGCCAGCUGGCACAGACUGAGGGAGAAGGGCUCGGGGGCCUCGGUAUUGCUCUACAUUGGGCAGUGGGGUCUGGUCCUGAAAUGGGAAAGGGACUUCUGGCUGGGGGGUGACCGCCCUGAGGAGCUGCAGCCAUGGGGUUGAAGGGCAUGGGAAGGAACUGGGGCAGGAGCACUGUUGGUGCGGGGUUGUUGUGGAAGCAAAUUCCUGGACUCCUGGCAGUUUUUUCCAGCCCGGGGCUGGGUUGCAGCCUCGUGGCUUUACCUGGGUUCUGGGCAGGGAAGCCUACACGGGGCCUGGCAGCUGGCCUGGGGCUUGUGCAGUUUUGUUAGUAGAGAAAAAUAAAACAGCGGGUGAAAUUCCCCGUC
This is a messenger RNA of Gavialis gangeticus (Gharial), 3185 nucleotides long. RefSeq lists its product as uncharacterized. The transcript is spliced from 13 exons. The record is from RefSeq and is a predicted model, not a curated record. Bases 1226 to 2689 code for a protein of 487 amino acids. Lineage: Eukaryota; Metazoa; Chordata; Crocodylia; Gavialidae.